This is a messenger RNA of Uranotaenia lowii, 2847 nucleotides long. RefSeq lists its product as uncharacterized. The coding region runs from base 1 to 2847 and encodes 948 amino acids. NCBI's taxonomy places the organism in Eukaryota, Metazoa, Arthropoda, Insecta, Diptera, Culicidae. The record is from RefSeq and is a predicted model, not a curated record. The transcript has a single exon.
AUGAUAGCGUUCCAAACUCCCUGUGCAACUUCUGCAAAUUAUGCAUCAGCAUGUGUAGCACAACACAAUCCUGACUUUCAACAGCAAUAUGAAAUGACUAGGCAACCGGACAUUAACCAUUCUGAUAAUCUCUUGAAUGAAAUGGUUCCUAAUUUGAGAAACGUUCAGACAGAAGAUCGGUCCCUAGAAACACGCCCAAUUGGUGCUCCGGACAUUUCCUCGGUGGUGAUGCCACUAAGUCGACUUUCUUUAGCUCAUCAAAGCCAAAACCCGCCGGCGAUGAACAAUUUUAUAAGUGGGGCAACCAGAGACGGUAAUAUUAUUCAAGGUGAUACUACUCGUUCGCCAACGACUCAACCUAUGCCGUUCAGUACAAAUGUUAAUUUGCAACAAUCGUUAGAUCGCUAUAUCGCACCUUCCGCAGCUCAAUUAGCUUCCCGUCAAGUCAUAAACCGCGACCUACCAUAUUUCGCAGGAGACCCGGAAGACUGGCCCCUCUUCUAUAGUACGUUCCAGAAUAGUACCAAGUUCUGUGGUUUCAACGACGCGGAAAAUUUGUCCAGAUUACAACGUUCCUUAAGAGGGCAAGCUUUGGAAGCGGUCAAAAGUCGGCUCAUGAUACCCGAAUCCGUUCCCCAAGUUCUCGAAAUACUAAAGAGACAUUUUGGACGCCCUGAAAUUCUUCUACACUCUCUGUUGAAUAAACUCCGGAAGACUGCUCCACCAAAAGAAGACAAUUUACAGUCGAUUGUCAAAUUCGGACUGGAGGUUCGAAGUUGUGUAGAUCACAUGAUAAUGGCCAAUCUUUUGGACUACCUUCACGACCCGAUAAUAUUGCUGGAGCUUGUGAAUAAACUACCGUCGCAAAUGCAAAUGCAGUGGUCUGAGUACAAACGACAAUAUUCUACAAUUAAUUUGGAAGUGUUCAGUCAUUUUACAACAGAACGAGGAAAUAUUGCAGCUGAUAUCGUCGCGCCAUUUUGGGGAAAGAGUGAACAUCCGAAAAAGACUUCAAAACAAAGUUUGUUCACCCAUAUGGAAACAGAAAAUGACCGAAAUACCAGUCAGCCUCAGAGAGAUGUUUCGAAGAUAUUCUGUUCUUAUUGUCGAUGUGCUAGUCACAAAAUAGCUAACUGUGAACAAUUCCUGGAGUUAGAUAUCGACGGAAGAUUGAAAGCAGUCAGAGAAAAAAACCUGUGUCGCACAUGCCUUAUUCCUCACAAGAAGUGGCCAUGUCGAUCGUCUAAAGAAUGCGGCGUAGGUGAUUGCCGACUCCGUCAUAAUCCAUUAUUACAUUCAACGACAUCCAUUCCGAUAAAUGCUAGUAUUGCUCAUCAUAAUUCUCAUUCCUCGUCUUCUUUAUUUCGCUAUCUUCCUAUAAUAUUAAAAGCGAACGGUAAAACAGUUGAAAUUAUUGCAUUUCUCGAUGAUGGGUCAUCAUCAACGUUACUUGAAGCUGCUGUAGCCACUGAACUUGGAGUAGAAGGUCAAACCGAACCAUUAUGGCUCAGUUGGACGGCAAACGUAUCACGCGAGGAAAAACUGUCUCAAAGAAUCUCAAUAACAGCUCACGGUGUAGGAAAAACGGAAUCAUUUAGACUGAACAACGUACGUACAGUUGCAAAUCUCAUUCUUCCUAAGCAAACGCUCGAUUAUGUUACAAUGACACAAGAUUAUCCCCAUCUAAGAGGAUUACCCGUUCGAGGAUAUUCUGAUGUCACACCUAAGAUGAUCAUUGGAAUUGAACACACAAUGCUGUUGACUUCACUCAAGGUUCGUGAAGGUCAUCCUAAUGAUCCCGUUGCUGUUAAAACCCGUUUAGGCUGGUGUGUGUAUGGGGAGCAACUAAUUGGGACUGAAGCAAUUGAAAAACUCCACGUCCAUUCUGAUUUGAUGUCCUGUGACAAGGAACUACAUGCUCUUAUAGGACAAUUGCUGAAAAUCGAGGAAUCCAGUCCAACAGAUGGUCACGUACCAGAAAAUGACAAGCGAGCCUUGGCCAUACUAGAAGCGACAACGCGACGAGUUGACGGACGAUUUGAAACUGGGUUAUUGUUCAAACAUCCGGAUCAACGGUUCCCAAAUAGUUUCCCAAUGGCCAAUCGAAGAUUACGCUCGCUUGAGUCACGUCUCGCGAAGAAUCCUGUUUUGGAUGCUAAGGUACGCGAACAAAUUAAAGGAUACCUGGAAAAAGGCUAUGCCCAUAAAGCUUCGAGGAAAGAGCUAAGUGAAACUGAAUCGGAUAAGACCUGGUACCUCCCGUUGGGUGUAGUUCAAAACCCGAAGAAACCAGGAAAGGUACGACUAAUUUGGGACGCAGCUGCUCGCGUUAGCGGCAUGUCGCUGAACGAUACAUUAUUGAAAGGGCCCGAUCUCUUGACUUCGCUGCCGGCCGUUCUCCUACGUUUCCGCCAAAGAAAUAUAGCGAUUACAGGUGACAUUAAGGAAAUGUUCCACCAAAUUAGAAUUCGUGCAUCUGAUAAGCAGUAUCAGCGAUUUCUCUUUCGGGACCAUCCACAGGAACCACCCCAAGUCUACAUUAUGGACGUAGUCACCUUUGGUGCCACUUGUUCACCGUGCGUGGCCCAAUUCGUCAAAAACAGGAACGCUUUGGAUCAUGCUGCUGAAUUUCCCGAGGCUGCGAGAGCCAUCGUAGAAGAUCAUUACGUAGAUGAUUUCUUGAAAAGUGUAGAUACGAUAAACCAGGCCGUAGAACUAACUAAACAAGUUAAAUUAGUUCACGCCAAAGGUGGAUUCGAAAUACGUAAUUUUGCUUCUAAUUCGAGAGAAGUUCUGCUCCAGCUUGGCGAACACAACGACGUGCAAAAGUACAGCUAUCUGGAUUGA